AUGUCGACCACCGUUCACGUUGAGAACAUCUCUAGGCAGACGAGCGAGAAGGAAGUCCGAGACUUUUUCAGCUUCUGCGGCAAGAUCAGCUCCAUCUCAGUCACACCGAUCUCAGAUGCCCCCGAUGCCUCACAGAAGGCCUCAGUAACGUUUGAGAAGGAGACCGCCGCGAAGACUGCCCUUCUUCUUGAUAACACUCAGCUCGGCCCUGCACAAGUUCAUGUUACCAGCGGUAAGAGCAUCGACGAGGUUGCCGGUAGCGCUGCCGCUUCAGAGAGCAAGGACGAGAGCACCGACGUCGCUCAAGAGGACAAACCACGUUCUCGCAUCAUCGCCGAGUACCUCGCAAACGGCUACACCAUCGGUGACAAGGCCAUCGAGCGAGCCAUCGCCCUCGAUCAGCAGCAUGGCAUCUCUGCUCGCUUCACAAAUGCCCUCCAGCAGUUCGAUGCCAAAUACCACGCCUCUGAGAAGGCCCAGAACAUGGAUUCGAAGUACAACAUCACCGAUAGAGCCGCCAACGCCUGGCAGGGCCUGUCCUCCUACUUCGAGAAGGCAAUCAACACACCAACCGGACAGAAGCUUCGGCAGUUCUACGAGACCAGCAACAAGCAGGCUGUUGAUGUUCACAACGAGGCCCGCCAUCUUGCGGAUCUGAAGUCGGGCAAGGACUCCUCUUCCUCCGGCAUGAAGUCGGUCCCUGGUACCGAUAGGACCAAGUGCAACUGCGGUGCCGAUACCGGGAAGUGUCCCUGCGAACCGGGCAAGUGCGCCUGCAGUGACUGCGCAAAGAAUCCCGAGGUGGAGAGCAAGGCCGGCGCUGAGGAGAUGGGCAUGGAGAAGGUUGCGGGCUCGGACAGGACCAAGUGCAACUGCGGCUCUGAGGCUGGAAACUGCCCCUGCCCGCCAGGAAAGUGCGCAUGCAGCAGCUGCGCGAAGAACCCGGAGGCAACCUCUUAG
This is a messenger RNA of Coniosporium apollinis CBS 100218, 960 nucleotides long. RefSeq lists its product as uncharacterized. The transcript has a single exon. Lineage: Eukaryota; Fungi; Ascomycota; Dothideomycetes. Gene Ontology annotation, molecular function: RNA binding. The coding region runs from base 1 to 960 and encodes 319 amino acids. The record is from RefSeq and is a predicted model, not a curated record.